This is a messenger RNA of Etheostoma spectabile (orangethroat darter), 2163 nucleotides long. Its product is annotated as arrestin domain-containing protein 3. Gene Ontology annotation, biological process: protein transport. The transcript has 6 exons. Gene Ontology annotation, cellular component: cytoplasm; plasma membrane. NCBI's taxonomy places the organism in Eukaryota, Metazoa, Chordata, Actinopteri, Perciformes, Percidae. The coding region runs from base 100 to 1563 and encodes 487 amino acids. The record is from RefSeq and is a predicted model, not a curated record.
UCUUCUGUCUAUGGUCUUGUAGUUCGGACGACAGGGGCAAACGCGCUGCAACCAGUCUAUGACCGCCACCGUUUGAAAGUGAGCCGGUGGAUCUGUUAUAUGGUUUAUGUAUUCACAAUGCCUGCAAUUCAGAGCUUAACGAUGACUUACGACGCGUUAAAUGAGUACGGGACGUUUUCAGAGGGAGACACCCUCACUGGAAAAGUAACGCUGGCCUUGUUAAAGGACACCCCAGUUGAAAGCCUGUUUGUUAAAGCUAAAGGAGACGCUGAUGUACGUUGGACGAAAAAGGUCGGCGAUCGCAACCAUACAUACUCUGCACACAAGCGAUAUUUCAAGAUGAAGCAGUUUUUAAUCCCAGAGAACUCCAAUGAAACUUUAGUUCCCCAAGGAACCCAUGUCUAUAAAUUCAGCUUUACCAUACCACCAGGAAGCAGCCCUUCAUCCUUCAAGGGGAGUCAUGGAAAGAUUGUCUACAAGCUGGAAGCCAAGUUGUCCAGGAGCUGGAGGAUUAACCGUACAGUAGAAACAGACAUACAUUUUGUCUCCAAGGCUUUUCCAAACCUUAAUUCUCUGAUGUCACGCCAAGUUGGUUCAACAAAGAAAGACAUGGGGCUUUUCUCAAAAGGACAUGCACACAUGGAUGUCAUACUUGACAAGAAGGCCUAUGCCCAAGGUGAAACAAUGGUGAUUAUGGCAAAAAUCGACAAUUCCUCAUCCAGUGAGAUGAUACCCAAAUUCAGUUUAAUCAAGGAUGUGGUGUACCGUGCCAAUGGCCAUACCAAUCAUGAGAGCAACGUUAUCCACAAAGUGGUAGACAACUGUAUUAAAUCUCGAACACAGAGGGAUGUCAGGUGUGCAAUCAAGAUUCCUUGUGAUCUGAUGCCAACAAUUCAGAAUUGUGAUAUUAUCUCAGUGGAAUACCAUUUAAAGGCGUAUCUGGACAUCAGCUUUGCUUUCGAUCCAGAGGUCAUUUUCCCAGUGGUCAUUAUUCCUCAAGACUUAACGCCUGGCCCUCAGCCUGGUGGUACUAUGGGUCCCUAUCCAGCUGGGGCUAUUGGGGGCCCGAGUAUGAACGACUUCCCUCCCCCUGCGGUGUCUAUGGGUCCUUAUCCUGUAUCCACACACUCAGGCAGUUAUGGUUACCCAGGAGCCCAAUGGUCCUCGGCACCACCACCAGUGCACCCAGAUAACCCACCGGCGUAUCCUGGUCCCCCAGGUGUGUACCCUGCUCAGCCGGCACACAUUAAUGGGGGUUACAAUAACCCAGUGCCACCGCUGGCUGCGCUGUAUGGAUCUCCAUUUUCUUCUUCAUCAUCGUCUUCUGUGCUUCACCCUCCACCUACUGCCCCAACAUUUCAACCACCCCCACCUGCCCCAGAGAUCCACCCAUCUCCCCCUCCUCCUCAAGCCUUCAACCUAUCCCCAACUGCUCCGACAUACACCCUGUUGCCUUCUGCAGCAAUGAUGAACACAGAUUUCUUGUCUCAAUCGGAUGAAGCCCCUCCAGCAUAUUCACUCCUUUUCCCAUCUUCUGCUUCUGACAAAUCUGUUGCAAAAUGAUAGAAUGUAUGCAUUGCUUGAUGACUGAAUCGGUUUAUGAAUUAAGAUGUAAAAUACUAAUGCUAAGGAUAGUUUGGAAUCCAUUCACCUAUACUGUGUCUUUAACACUUUAUAUUAAAAGUGUGAAUUUGAAAUAUUAAUGGAACUAGUGCCAUGUUUACUGUAACUAUGUAAAUUAAAAUAGGACUUUUGCAUUGUAUGGGAUGGCUCUGUUCUGGUCAGUUUAGGUUGCUUAUCGGCUUGUCUAGCUGCUAACAUAUCUUACUUGACUAUCUUAAUCAAACCUUAACCACCAGGAUACACGGUGUAGCCCAUGUUUUGUAGGAAAAGGUGAUUUAUAGACCUGCAUUAUGUUGAACUCUUAAAUCUCUGGACUCAGUCUAUCAUUCUGCCUUGAAAUUCACAACCAGUCAUGUCUAUGGCACACAUCAUGUAUUUUAUAUGUAAGUAUUGGGUGGUCUUCUCUCCAAGAAAGACGUGAUACACACUGCUAUCUCUUUAUCUAUAAGGCUUGAAUUGGAAAACUGCCAUCUUGCCUUACAUAACUUCUCUGUUACUCAGAGGGACAAUAUUUCCCCUUGCGGGACUAAUGAAGUAUAC